CGCAUGCGCGGCCGCGGGCGGCGGGCUGAGAGCGGCGGCGCGGCGAUGGGGCUGCUGGAGCAGUGCGAGGCCGCCUUCGGCGCCGCCGACCUGUACCGGGCCCUGGGCGUCCGCCGCGGGGCCUCGCCCGAGGAGAUCCGCCGCGGCUACCACCGCGCCUCGCUCCGCGUCCACCCCGACCGGGUCCCGGCCGAGGAGAAGGAGGAGGCGACGCGGCGGUUCCAGAUCCUGGGCAAGGCCUACGCCGUGCUGAGCGACGCGGAGCAGCGCGCCCUGUACGACGAGCAGGGCACGGUGGACGAGGAGGGCGAGGCGCUGAGGGCCGAGCGGGACUGGCAGGAGUACUGGCGGCUGCUCUUCAAGAAGAUCACCGUAAAAGAUAUUGAGGAGUUCGAGAAGACCUACAAAGAUUCGGAGCAGGAGCUAGCGGAUAUCAAAGCGGCGUACGUGGAUUUUGAGGGUGACAUGGAUAAAAUAAUGGAGUCUGUGCUGUGUGUGGACUAUACGGAUGAACCGAGAAUAAGGAAAAUCAUAGAAAAAGCCAUUGACUGCAAAGAAGUCCCGUCCUACAAAGCUUUUGUCAAAGAGUCUAAGCAGAAAGCCACGGCAAGAAAAAGGCGGGCAGAAAAAGAAGCAAGAGAGGCAGAAAAGUCUAAACAAGAACUGGGCCUUGGUGAUGGAGAAGAUGACUUGAAAGCGCUGAUUCAAAGCAGAAAUAAAGAUCGUAAAAAGGAAAUGGAUGACUUCUUGUCCCAUCUGGAAGCAAAAUACGGGAACAAUCCUAAAAAGGGAGGAAAGAAGACUGCAGCCAAGAAAGGAAAGAAAUAAAGGACUAUGUAGGCUGAAACAUGAAGUAUUACUUUGUAUGGGAACAUGUGGAGUUGGGAGAAUUUCAGAGGUUUUCUGGACUACUGUUUCAGAGCACGUGCACCAACUUGCUGUGACUGGCAAGUAGGACGCAGAAUGCAUCGUGAAUGACAAAGCAUUCUGGUGCUGCUGUUUAAAAUUCUUCGGUGCUUUUUAGUUAAGAUCAGAUUCUUGGCUAAUAGUUUUGUUACAGCAAGGAAGCGAUGAGAUGCUUGGGAUGCCUGUUUAUUAGAGGCGCAUUGAAGCAUGUUCCCUCCAAACACUUGGGGACAUCAGUGCUGCUGAUGGGGAAAUAAUGUAAUCCCGCACCUUCAGAGACCUCAGCAACAGUUCCUGUGGCUUCUGACUUAGAAACCUUAUCUUUCUGUUGUUUGUGUGUUUUUUUUCUAACAAACCUUGCGAGGCUUUUAAAGGUCUUUGCACUUCAGCUCAUCAGGUGUUUUUCAGAUAUUCCGGUGGUUUUAUAAGAAUCCUUUUGAAAAUUGCAGAUUUAAUAAAAGAAGAUUUUGCAGAAUUUUGUGCUA
Molecule: messenger RNA, 1391 nt
Organism: Oxyura jamaicensis (ruddy duck)
Lineage: Eukaryota; Metazoa; Chordata; Aves; Anseriformes; Anatidae
Gene: DNAJC9
Product: DnaJ heat shock protein family (Hsp40) member C9
Exons: 5
Coding region: 4-828 (274 amino acids)
Cellular component (GO): cytoplasm; nucleus
Molecular function (GO): heat shock protein binding
Source: RefSeq, a predicted model, not a curated record